GUAGACGUAACGUUUCCAGUUAGGCUUCGCUAAAUAAUUCUUUCAGAAUGAGUAGUCAACAGACCGAAAACUCGACUGGGGACGUCCAUCACUACUCUACUGGACUAAAACUUCAUUCCUGUCUGCAUAAACUCGUCUCGGUGCACGUUGGAGCUUCUCGAGCGAGCUAAGCUUAGCUUAGUUUAGCUUAGCUUGCUAGCCGCUAACAAAGAGACGCGCGAUUGUUAGCGACACAUGGCUGAGCAGAGAUCAAGUGUGACUGAACAGUAUUGCAGUCACCGUCUAAAAAUGUGGGCAAAAUGUGUGAAAGAAGAAGAGUACGAGGAGGACAUUUGUCGAGCGGAAGAGACCGAACGUCACCUACUGGACGCCGUUUGCGAGCUGCAAGCUCGAGAUUUGCUACAGAGAGCAGACGUCACUCGAGAAGAUCUUCUUCAGCAGGAGCCGGACUCCCUCCGGACCAAAGAGGAGGAGGAGGAGGAGCUUCCGGAGAUCAAAAAGGAAGAGGACCUCCGGUCUCCUCACUUUAAAGAGGAAGCGCAGGAGGAUGAAAUCAGCAAGUUCGCAUUGACGGGUGUCAGUGUGCAGAGCGAAGCAAGUGAUGGAGACCACUUUGGAGGAUCCCAAGCAGACGGCCUCUUAGCGCCGCUCGCAGAUAGUGACAGCGCAACGUCACACUCUUCUGACUAUGAGGACGGCGAACACUGGAAAGACGUCAGUGAAGAUCUUUGUCCUGAGCAGCUGGAGCCAGAAUCCCCCCACCUCAAAGAAGAGGAGGAGCCAGAGUGCUCCCACAUUAAAGAGGAGGAGCGAGAGCCCCCUCACAGUCACGCUGAAGAGGAGUCUGAGCCCCCCUACAUUAAAGAAGAAGAGCAGGAGGAUGAUAUCACCAAGAUUCCAUUCAUUUGUGUCAUUGUGAAGAGUGAAGAAGGCGACGGAGACCGCUGUGGAGGAUCCCAAUUGGACGACCUCUCAGCUCCACUGUCAGAUAGCGACGACAUCACGUCACACUCUUCUGACUCUUCUGAACGACACUCGAAAGGUGACACUGACAACAAAUGUGUUCAAUGUUCUCACUGUGACAAAGCGUUUUACAGCCGGUCGUCGUUGAAAGAACAUAUUAGAAAACACACUGGAGAAAAACCCUUUGCUUGCUUAGUUUGUGGUAAAAGAUUCUCUUUCAAGAAAAAUGUCAAAAUACACACAAAAACGCACACAGGCGAAAAACUUUACGUCUGCUCAGUUUGCGGUAAAAGGUUCACUCAGAAUGGAAGUUUAAAAAUGCACACAAGAACGCACACUGGAGAAAAACCUUUUGCCUGCUCAGUUUGCGGUAAAGGAUUCUCGGAAAAGACACAUUUAACAAGACACACAAGAACACACACAGGAGAAAAACCUUAUGGCUGCUCCGUUUGUGGUAAACGGUUCACUCAGAAUGGAGAUUUGAGAAUACACACGCGAACACACACUGGAGAAAAACCUUUUGCCUGCUCAGUUUGCGGUCAAAGAUUCUCUAUCAAGGGACACUUAACAGCACACACAAGAACUCACACGGGGGAGAAACCUUUUUCCUGCUCAGUUUGUGAUAAAAGAUUUACUGUGAAGAAAGGUUUGACAAGACACACAGCUACACACGCGAGUAGGAAACCUUUUGCCUGCUCAGUUUGUGGUAAAAGAUUUGCUAAAAAGGCUUAUUUAACAAAGCACACUACGAAACACACGAGUGAGAAACCAUUCCAUUGCAGUGUGUGUGAUAAUACAUUCUUCUGCCAGGAUCAGUUUAAGAGACACAGGUGUGCUCGUGAGAAUCAACUGAACUGACGAAAUCAUUGUCCAUACUCCCUAAUCACAGCGGAAGCUCAGAUUACAAAUGACCUGCUUUACGAAUAAUUCAAUUUCUGCUCUAGGUUUAUUUAGAAAAAAAUAAUCAUUAAAAAAAAAAAAAAAAAAAAAAAACGAUUUCCUCGGUUUGGGCAUUUUUUUCGGUUUGCAGAAAGCCUUAGCACAGACGUGGAAGGAUCAGUUGUGCUUUUGCCCCACUGUGUACAGUAAACACCUUUGGCUCUCGGUGUCUGUGUUUGGCGUACGUGUUUGUGAGUUUUCCGAAUUUACCAUCUGUCCUAUUUUAAUAAACGUAAUAAUACUAAUAGUAGUAAAAAAAAAAAGUUGUGUGGU
Molecule: messenger RNA, 2175 nt
Organism: Phycodurus eques (leafy seadragon)
Lineage: Eukaryota; Metazoa; Chordata; Actinopteri; Syngnathiformes; Syngnathidae
Product: zinc finger protein 771-like
Exons: 3
Coding region: 235-1821 (528 amino acids)
Biological process (GO): regulation of transcription by RNA polymerase II
Molecular function (GO): DNA-binding transcription factor activity, RNA polymerase II-specific; RNA polymerase II cis-regulatory region sequence-specific DNA binding
Source: RefSeq, a predicted model, not a curated record